Messenger RNA from Rotaria sp. Silwood1, 1839 nucleotides. Lineage: Eukaryota; Metazoa; Rotifera; Eurotatoria; Philodinida; Philodinidae. The record is from the annotation of a GenBank genome assembly.
AUGGAAGCUAAUGAUAUUAUCACUGAAACGAUGGCAUUUGGUCGAUCAUUUAGAUUGGGAAUGUUAUACGAUUGUAGAUGUGAUAAACUAUUUCCGGGUAUUUCAUUAUGGGACAAUGAAGUCCUUAAACGUAUCCAAGAUAUUUCUAAUUUACAAACACAUUCAACUUAUAAGAUUAAAAGAGAAAAUUCACUACAUGAUAAACUAGACUUGUUAGGAAUUGUAGGUAGUCUUAAAAUUAGUCUUAUUAAUGGUCUCAUUGACGUUUAUGGUUCAACUAACUAUAUUGAUGAUCAUAAAAUGACAGAGCAUCAACAACGAAUGAUAUUAAAAUAUUCAACAAAACUACGUUCAGAACAUCUUAAAAUGGAAGAUUUGAGUUCAUAUAAAAUGAUUAAUACUGAAUUAGUUCAACAAGACAUUGCUACACAUGUUGUCGUAGGAAUAAUUUAUGGUAUUGAGGCUUUUUUCAUAUUUGAUCGAAUAUUGUCUAAAAAUACGGAUAGUACUCUAAUGGAUGAAGAUAUUAGAGUAUUAGUGAAUAAAAUUCCAAAAUUUGCCAUAUCGAAUAAAAGAAAAUUAUAUUUGAAUACUUAUGAAAAAAAAAUUGCUAAUUCAUUGUCAUAUGCAUUUUAUGGUGAUUUUACUGUAAAAAGAAAUCCAAAUACAUUCGAUGAAGUUGCUGAAUUAUAUAAACAAUUACAAAUAUAUCAUGGAUGGAAAGGUCGAAAUGCUGUAGCAAAACAAAUCUAUCUCUUUCCACUUUGUUUAUUAAGCCAACAAAAGAUACUAAUUAUUAAUGAAAUAAGUAAUACUUUAUUGAAUCAAUGUGUUUCUUUUAUUGAUGAUUUACAUACAUUGAAAAUACAAGCAGAAUAUUUAAUUAAUCAAGAACAUUCUAUUGUUUAUUUAAAUAAAAAAUAUUUGACAAUAUUUGCUCAGUAUAUACAUGAACUGGAAAUGGACAUUCAAAAUACGAUGAAGGAACUAUUACCGAAUAUUCGUGGUAAUAGUAUAGAUGAAACAGCAUUAGAUGAUUAUCUGAAAACAAUACAAUCAUCAUCUUUCAAUUGUCAAGCACUUCAUAAAUGGAUUAAUAUUAAAAGACGAGAAAUCAUCAUGGAAGAUACAUUUGUUCGAUCCAUAGUAGAAGAAGAAAAAGAAUAUGUUCACUUAUCACCAUCUGCUCUCGAUGACAUGUUAAAUGAUAUUCGAUGUGAUUUCGUAUUUUGUCUAUCUUUUCAUUUAACAGAUGAAAAUGACUCUUUUUUAAAUGAUUUACGUAAUUACUUAGAUCACAAAACAAGUAUACAAAGUCCAAACGAAACUCGAAUAUCGUGGGUGGAGAACGAAGAAAUGAUCACAUCGAGACGAAAAAAUGUAAAACUAUUUCACGAAUUGGUUAAAGCGAACAGAAGAAACCAUAAGAUCAGAUUUGUUAUCAAUGAUCAAUAUAAAGACAAGAAACUUGAUGGUAUACUCAUACAUUUCUAUGAAAAUGGCCUUAAAAAAGACUUUGAAAUUCCAAGUAAACCUGACAGACCUGUGUCCAAAGAAAUUUAUCAUGAUCGUGUUUUGUUAGCGUGGACAAAACCGCCGCAUAGUCAUGAUCAUAUGUCACAAUAUAAAAUCCUGUAUAAACAGAAGAAACACAAACAUUGGACAUCAUCAUUAACAGCUAUCAACGAUCCACAGGCAAUCUUGAUUGAAAAUCUACGUUCGAAUGUAGAAUAUACAUUUAAAAUGCAGGUGAUGUCGAAUAUUGGAGUUGUUAUGGAGAGUGAUUCAUCUGAUCCUAUUGUAACAAAACUAGGUAUGAAAAAGGUGUUCCUAUAAUGU